This is a messenger RNA of Xiphias gladius (swordfish), 1492 nucleotides long. RefSeq lists its product as uncharacterized. The coding region runs from base 209 to 778 and encodes 189 amino acids. The transcript is spliced from 2 exons. Lineage: Eukaryota; Metazoa; Chordata; Actinopteri; Istiophoriformes; Xiphiidae. The record is from RefSeq and is a predicted model, not a curated record.
GGGCGGGGAAAGACACCGGUGCUUUCCUCCGGUUGGUUACCCAGGCUGCCUCGCAAUACUUUUUUUUUAACUACCGGUGCUCAGUGUUUUGCAACUGGACCGAACACGUCCGUGCUCAACAUAAGCAGUGAGAAGCAGCUAGUGCCGCAGCGCCGCGUGUUUGUAGUUUCCACUGCUUCACACCAGUGCGGUGACAGAACCGACAGUCAUGGCAAAGAGACGCGCGGAGGACACGCCGCUGCACGGCUCUCCCUCCAAAAGAUGCUACCGUUCGCGUUGCGGUGUCGACAUGCAGCUGGAGAGCGUCCCUCCAACCGGGGGCGUGAGCCGGAGCCCUCCGUCUGUGCUGGCCUUGUUGGGCAGGCGCUGCGGGAAGAGGCCGUACUGCUUCGAAGACGCAAAGCGGACACAAGACGAAGAAACCGCAGGUCUUCGUCGCAAGACAACAAACUGCGACACUAGGAAGCACGCCGCGAAUGUUUUGACGGUGCGGACUUCUGGAAGUUUCCAGGACCGUCGCAGCUCCGUUACUCUCACAAGCCACAAGAAACGACCUCGAGAGGACUGCGCGGGUUCAGAGACUGUUAUUCCUGAAGCUAAUGAUAAAGCUGCUGAUGGAGACACCAGCACUGAAGACUGCGCUUACAACUCCUUCCAGUACUGGAGGGUCCCCUUACCCGAACUUGACCUCUCACUGCUACAAGAUGUCAACAGCCUUUCCCAAACAAAACCAAAGUCAAAAGUCAGUGACUCUUCUUCUGAUGCCAUGGAGACCUGAAGACGAGUCUGCACGCGAGUCUCUUCUACUCUUGUGCUAGCAUCAUGAAAUUGCGAUGCUCUUCAGCAGAUCAGAGGCACAUUAAGGUUGCUAGAAGUGUCUCCAGGUGAGAUGCAACAACCUGAUAUUGCAGACUGCCAAGUUAGCCCUCUGAGACCGAUACAGGCAGUGAACUUUAUGUUGGCGUAAAAAUCAAUGACUUGGGUGAAGCAACAGUGAGAUCUGCACUGUAACAGUACUGCAACAAUAAGGGAUGACCGUCAACCCUCACAUUGUAGGUAUAUAUUUUUACUUUAAAUUUUCUUUUAAAUAACAAUACCCAUUGUGUGAAAAGAAUUUCUGAUAGCCUGGUAUAAAACAGCAACAGUUGCCUUUUUGUUUCACGCCGAAUCCCUACCCGCCAAACCUAGAGUAGUAUUUUAUAAACAAUGUUAAAGGAAUUGGGUAUGAAAAGCUGGGUCUGCGCAUGACAGUUCAUCUUAUAACCACUCUAUAAUCUAUAAUCUUCACAGCUUGCUUGGUGUAAAUCAUCUCAGAGUUGUUUAUAGAUAGUGUGACUGAGGCGUGGAUGUUGUGGGAAAUAUUAAUCUUGAAAACACCUCAUUGAAGGCUUUAGUGUAUGAUGUAUUCACACUUUUAUUACAUGUUAUUGUAAUACAAGCUGAUUGUCACAGCCAGCUGUUUUUCCAUUGGCAAUAAAGAAAGUUUUCUAUA